AGAAGUUAAAUUUUGCUUUAGUAUUAAAGGCCAUCUUCAUGCAUACAGGGUUCUUUCAGAUUCAGGUGAAAACACAAGUGCUAUUUGUCACAGCAAUCUGAGUGUGGCAACUGAGAUCAUCUCCUAAGAAGCAGCUGUGUCAUGAUAUGGCAGGCUUAAUUUCCAGGAGCAAACAAACUGGAGUCCUGGCUGCUCUUGACUUUUUGGGAGCUUGUAGGCGUCUGGGUGGUCCAUUAUGCACAGGCGCAGUUACUGGAGCGGGGGUCCAGACCCCAAGAGGGAACAGUUCAGGAGAUACUUGGAGAAAGCCGGUGUUGUUGAUAGUCUAACUAGUGUUCUAGUGUCAUUAUAUGAACAACCAGAAAAGCCCAACAAUGCUUUGGAAUUUGUCAAGCAGCACCUCGGUGCUGUUGGCCAGACUUCAGCAGAUACUGAAGCUCUGCAGCAAGAGGUGAUGGAUCUGAGGCAAAGGUGUGCACAUCUGGCAGAGGAAAAUAAAAACCUCAAAACAAGGCUGAAGCAUUAUGAAGCUGUAUCUGAAGAUGGAGGCACAGCUAACUAAACCCCAGCAGCACUUUUUGUCUUUUGUCACUUUAAAAUUUGAAGACGAGACAUCACUGUUAGGUGAAAACUAAGAAUUUUUAUGUUGCUAUACUGUUCUGGUCCUUUUGUAAACCUCAGUUUCCAAAUGACUUCUUUUGAUUUAACUUAUUCUGUACAUGAAUGUAUAUAUAUUUUGGUUUGUUUUUUUUCCUGGUUCAUUCAGUCUUUAGUGUAGCUUUAUUGCAGAAACUGCCUUUCAACAUGACCGGUUAGUUGUUAAUAGAUAGGAGUCAUUAUAAUUUACAAGAAUCUGGUGUAGGUGCACAAAAAUAUAGCACUUGU
This is a messenger RNA of Archocentrus centrarchus (flier cichlid), 885 nucleotides long. RefSeq names its product c-Myc-binding protein-like. The coding region runs from base 236 to 562 and encodes 108 amino acids. Gene Ontology annotation, biological process: regulation of DNA-templated transcription. Gene Ontology annotation, molecular function: transcription coactivator activity. Gene Ontology annotation, cellular component: nucleus. The transcript is spliced from 5 exons. The record is from RefSeq and is a predicted model, not a curated record. Lineage: Eukaryota; Metazoa; Chordata; Actinopteri; Cichliformes; Cichlidae.